CGCGGCUCCGGCCACGCCGAGCGCUUGAUGGACGUCCGGAGCGAGACAGAGCGGCCAAUGGGCGGCGGAAGCCCGGGGCGCGGAGGGGGGCGGGCUUAGAACGCUCCCCGGGAGGGAAGCGAGGGCGCGCGCGAGAGUGGUUGUUGCGCGCGCGCGCGCGGGCGUGUCUCGCUUUCCCGGGGGGGCCCUUCCGCUGCUGGUGUCACGCGCGCAGGUGAGAAGCAAAGAUGGGGUUUGCUGAGGACAAGGUUUAUGAGUACAUUAGGGAAAACAUGCACGACUUCCAUCGCAUCCGGGUGCGCCAGCUGAUUCACCAUCUGCCAUGUCUCUCUGAUGCAGACAGGGAAGAGAUCGAAGCCCACGACGACAGGAAAGGGAACGAGCACGCCGUGUGGCAGCUCUUCUACUACCUGAAAUGCAGGAAUGGCUGGGUGAAGGAGCUCAUUGAGGCGCUCAGGAAAAACAGGCACUAUGAUCUCGCAGACAGGGUUCAGUGCAAGUACGAUGCUCACCAAGUCGGUCCUCGGAACAAGGCAUCACUUCCUGCUGUGAAUAACUCUCUGCCCAGCUGCAAGUCGGUUUGCUCUCGGAUGCCUCCACCGGCAGCUAAUCCUGAUCCUCAGCGCGCUGGCCCCACCUUUGAGAACAAUCCCCACACGCCUUCAUUGCCUAGGCAGCCAGCAAGUCUCCCAGGGCCUGACACACCCCUGCUUCUCCAGACGAAUCCAUCUGGAGUGGAAAGCUACCAAGACCUGGGGGAAUACAAUACUCCUGUGCAAGAAAUGGAGCCAGUGGCAAAGCAAAAGGUUGCAGAAGAUGCCCUGACCCCGUGGAGGGAAGCUCCGAGUCCCCAACCCACUGGGAACGCAGCACUAGCUGAUCUCAGGGCAUCCCAGGAAGGCAGUAACCAUGGAGAUGGUCUGUCCUCAGCAGCAGUCCAGUUACCUCCUGGAUCACCAGUGGGACACCUGCUGGGUUGUGGGGGUGUGCCCAGAGGAGAGGUGGAAGUGGCUCAGCCAGGCAGACCAGUAUUUGACCCAAGCGGACAGGGGCAGGACUGGGCCGGCCGCCAGCAGCAUCCGGUCUGUGUGAAUGAUGGGUAUUUUGGGAACAUGAAUCACCUGAACAUUGGGAACAGCAGAAAGGCAUCCAUGCCUGGAGAGCCUGUUCAGAGAGGUGAGCCGGCCGCCGCUCCUAGCCCAGAGGAUUUCAAGAACCAGCCAGAAGAGGUUUACUAUUCUUCUUUUGAGCGCUCUCCACUGGCUGCCAGUGCCAACAGAGCUGUCCCCGGACAUGGGCAGCAGGCUGGAGAUUCGCUCCGGGAACAGAAGAUUCAGGCUUUGCAGGGUUACGAGAAUGGGAACCUGACGAGCAGCAUGGUGGAUGUUCAUAACCCUGUCCUCCUGCAGACCCAGUUUGAUGCAGAGCAGAAACGUGCCCAGGGGCAGAGAGAAGACCAUGGUGGAGAGAGGGAUGCGUUUCCUCUACACCAAAUCAGAGAUUCCGCACAAAGCACACACAGUUAUGGUGAGUUGGGAGCCAUCAAAGGAAGGGCUGACUCUAGCCCUGCAAUCGGAUCAGCGCCCGCCUCUCAGACGACGAGCACCAUCCCCACGGACCUCAGUGAGGAUGCGACUGCUCAUGAUUUGGGAGCAUUAGAUCUUGGCACAACACGCUUGGCCAGCUCCUCUGAAAAACUGGCUUCAGGCCCCUCUGCUGGACCUUCCCAGGGGAUCCCUGAGCAGAACUCAGGUAGCAGCAUCAAUUCCCACCGGGGUGGGUGGUCGGGCGGGUGCCUAGCAGAUACCCCGGGCGUUGCCAGUGUACCAGCAAACAGCAGGAAUCCUCAAAGCAAAGUCCAGAUCCUAGCUUCUGCAGCUCACAUGCUACGCCCAGCUUCAACUCCUGGACCCAGCAACGUUCUUCCAACCAGUUCCCCCCUCCAUCCCAGUACGACUAGCAUUGAGAGAGUUCUCAAACUCUCCAAUGCCAAGCCUGCUGUGGAAUUCCCUGACCCUAGUGGCUUCUCCUCUACUGCGGUGAUUCCGCCUAGUUCACCUGCAUUGCCCUCUGACCCGUCAGAGCCAGCGUUCAACAUCGACCUGGAUGAGCUGAAAUCUCCCGUCCAAGAGUGCAAACUGCCAACGAGAGACACAGACAGCAGCAGCACCUCCAAGCCAAAGGAGAACGCAAAUCAAGCUCCAAAGCCCCCUGCUCCGAGUGUGACCCAAACCAGUCCAGGGUUCCCUGGGAGCACAGUUCGUACCACCGCAAGGGAGGCAGGGUGGAAGAUCCAAAAUGCCUUGCCAGGCUCCCCUGGGGGCUGCCAAGUGUUCUGCAGUGAGCCGGAUGAAGAGGUGGAGCUCAGCAAGCCAGGUGUGCUAACCUCCACCGGAGGUGUGGAGGAGCCAGCCCAGAGGCAGCCGGAGUCACCCGAGACAAAUGUCCAAUAUUCUGGGAGGUCCAACCGCUUCUUCCUCAGCAGCGAGUGCUCUCUGGGCAGCAAUCCCCUAAUGAUAAGCGAAUCCAGCAGUGCCUGCCCCAGCUCCAGCAGAGCCCAGAGGAAUCAGCCUGAAGAGAAUCACUACUCCUCUCAGUCUGACCACCCCCUCCCAUCUUGGGCUACCAGCAAUGGCCCAAGAAGAGUCGAGGCUACCAAAACCAGCAGAGCCUCCCUUCUGCCAGAGAGCAGCAGCACCUGGGACAGCACAGCUGUGGGAACUCACGAAGUCCAUGUGGUUGAGUAUCCUGGCGCUGAUCUGGGGGAGGCUCCCAGCCUGAGGGAUGUAGCCAGUGUCUAUGAGAACCCAUCUCCAGCCAGCUCUGGCUGGGACAGCGCAGCUGUGGGAACUCACGAAGUCCAUGUGGUUGAGUAUCCUGGCGCUGAUCUGGGGGAGGCUCCCAGCCUGAGGGAUGUAGCCAGUGUCUAUGAGAACCCAUCUCCAGCCAGCUCUGGCUCGAACAUUAAGAGGCCAAAGCGAGACAGUGAUGGGACAUCCUUCCCCUUGAAGGACUAUAUACUGCCAGCUGCCAUUGCUGCAUUCACUUCUGUUGUGGCUUUCCUGUUCUAUAAGCAUCUGCGGAAUUAGGAGUUGAGCAGGGUGGAGAGGUAGAACAUCACUUUGUUCAGCCACAAAGUCAACUGUAAACUUCAUGCUUAGCUUUCUCUUGCAUAGGAAUUUUAACUGGCAUAUUUGAACGCACUAUUCAAUCUUUUUUGGAAAUGAGGCCUCAGAUGCCUGACCCCCUUGUGCUCUUCUCCAUCCUUGUUGUCACCAGUUGCCUUCUCAUAUACUUUCCUUCUCCUGCUGCACCUCAACCCACCAUGCAAGCCGUCGCUGAUGGACCCUUAUCUGAGACAGUAAAAUUUGCAACCCCUUCUGCAGAUGCUCAUUAUCCACACCUGUCUGUGGGCCAGUGCAGUGGAAGGGGGUACCAAAGAGACAGGUGGAGGCUUUCUACAAGAGAGAGCUUGUUGUCCUGUGAAUCUCAGGAUUCCUACUGCCAGCUCUGAGAGAAGGAGAUUCCUUGCAGAAUCUGAAGUGUAUGAACAUCAAGAAAAUGCAGCUGGCCUCUGCUGCUAGGUUUUGCCCAACUUUAAAAUGCUGGUGCAUGGAGAGGGGCUGGGCACUAGCUCCUGUGCAGGUACCUGACCAAGGAUACUACCUUGAACUCAAACAUGGUCCAUUGAGGGCUCUUCUGGCUUUCUCCUCCAGCCAUGCCUCGUGAUUGGGUCUGUGUUCACUCUCCCCUUCCUUCUUGCCAUGUGUUUGUGUAUGACUGACUGGGUCCACAAUUCAGGAUCCUCUGCUCUCGCUGAGUUGAAUGGCUGUGCUGCUGGUACAACGAUUCACUCAUGGAGGGCUAGCAUGAGGCCUAUUUGCCAGUCAAAUCCCACUGGCAACUAGGCCCUUUGCACUGGGGUGAAUUUCACCCUUAGCUUACACCUCACCGGCUUGAAUUCAGACCAGAUCAGUAACUUGGUUGUUAACAUCUAAUGCCUUUUCAGUGCCCUGUGUGAAAUGAGCAGGGUCUGAAAAUCUGCUCAGCAGGUAACCAAGUUACAAAAAUCCCACAGCUGGUCCCACUGGUGGCAGUCCCAGCUGAGAGGCCCAGGUUUAAAAUGGAUCAUGGAGGUUAAACUACCAUUCUGUAUGCCUGCAGGGGGGUCCCUCCAGCUUUGAGGCAGUGUGGGGAAGUUUGCACUGCAGCUUCCAUGCUGUAUCUGCUCUGUGACUAAGUAGAGAGGUCAAAUAGACUGUCACCUUUCACUAGCACGAAAUUCUCUUCCCAUGCCUGCAGGGGACACCACUAAUCUUGUGGUUUCCUUCUCCCCUUAGCAUACAUUUCCCAUACCUGUCAUGCUGCAUAGCCUUAGUCAGAGCCUGGGAUUACAUGCAAAGGCAGGUGUUGCCUGUUGCAGUCCUAGGCCUCCAAAUUGUCUGGGCAUAAUUUUACUGUAGAAUCAGACUUUAAGUGGAAAUGGGCGGGUGGGAAUUAAGUAGUUUGAGAGAACUCAGCCACCAUCAUGGUGAUGGUAAUGUAUGUAACUGGGUCUGUAGGUCAGUUGAAGCAACUGUCCUGCAGGAUUCAAGGAACAGAGAAUAUCCCUCCAGCUUCACUGCUCCAGCGAGCAUGAGGUUUACUCCUUUUCCUGUCGCAUUGUCUCAGUGGUUUUGCUAAUGAGUAGGGCCACGAUUUUGGCAAGGGUAUUUUAUUGAAAGUCACAGGCAGGAUGUGGGAAAUAAACAAUAAACCGUGGAUAUGUAUACAGGGCCAGCGUUAAGGGGCAGCACACAGGGCAAUUGCCCGGAGCCCCGCAAAGCUAAGUUACAGGCGGUGGGGCUCGGGCUUUGGCUUCAGUGGAAUUUUGAGGAAAUUGCAGAGGUCUUGUAAAAAUCACAGAAUCCAUGAUUGACUCAAAGCCUUACUAAUGAGAAAUCAGAACGGACAGCUAUGGUAGAGUGGCCAUUUAUGUAAAACUCUCCAGGUGUCAAUUCUGCAACUGCCCAGGACCCGACAGUGUUUCCUGUUCCUUGCCCCACAUGCCCCGGCAGGGCUGAAGCCUGGGGCCCUGAGCCCCGCCACCCACAGUUGAAGUCGAAUUCUGAGCAACUUCGCUUUGUGGGGGCCCCCGUAUGUGGGGCACUGGGCAGUUGUCCUGCUUGCCACCCCCUAAUGCUGGCCCUGGCUUUUAUAUGCAGAAAAACCAUUGCUGUGGCACAGGUGGGUUGUGGAAUUUUUAUAGCGGGGGGCUCAAAGAAAAAGGUUGAAAACUUCUGCCCUAUUUCAUCCCAAAAUACAACGUGCUUCUAAACGGUGUGUCCAGCAUGAGGCUUUGCAGUGGGACUAGAGAGAGGCUGGUCCCAAAAUGGUCUUCACAGCUAACUAACUAUGUACCUUGUGAGGCAGAGCCUCUUCCACUCCUUAAUUGAACCUGUUCAACCCUUAAAUAAUCCAGCAGUAAAACAGAAGAUCAGAUUGGUUCUCUGCCAGGUGAAUGCAGUAAGAACUGUGUAGCACUUAAGAUCACAUCAGUUCCUGUGAGGUUAACAUUUUCUAGUUGGAGCCAAAAGAUGCAAGGGGUAUAAGGGCAGAAAAAAAAUGUGCAACAAAAACCACAACUUUGUAGUCAUUGAUGAAUGGAUGAAAAAUUGAAAUGCUUAAAUGAUUUUCCCCUUCUCCCCCAUUCCUAUGCUCAACUGGCUGGACUUUACAGUGUAGGAAUUUGCAGGCCAAUAGUCCUUUUUGCUGCAAAAAAAAAACAAACCCACAGACAGUCCACCAAGUUGUUAGCAUUUCUGAAGAGUCUGUUCUGCAUUUACACAGUGGAAGUUUUCCUCCCAUUUGGCAGUUUUCCUCCCAUUUGGCAGUUUACACUCCUAACUGAGGCUAGUACAGUCCAGUAGUUAAUUUAUGUGCAGCUAGCUUUCAGCUGAUAGAACUUACUCCAAAGACAGCUUCCAGUCCAGAACCUGCUUCUGGGCCUGAACCUGCAUGGUGCUGAGCACCUUCAUCUCUCAGUGACUUCCAUGAGAGUUGAAGGUACUAUACUCAGCACCACACAGGAUCAGGCUCUGAGGCAGUUUCUGGGUUGGUAGCCGUCUAUGGAGUAAGUUCCGUCCACUGAAAGCUAGCUGCAUGCAAUUCCAGGAUUGUAUUAGCCUCAGUUAGGAGGGUGAACUCUGCAGAGUGGGAGAAAAAAAUCUGUUGUGUGAGCACAUAACAGGCUUUAAAAAACAAAAACAAAAAAUCUUGCAGGUUGGUUUUAAUUUUUUCCUCAACAAGCCAGCAGCGAGGGGAGCAAUUCAGUACAUAAAAUCUAUGUGCUUGGAGAUGGAGGAGGUAACCUGUUCCCAAACCUAGAAUAGGAACUCCUGAGCUCUAAUCCCAUCUGUGACAAUGACUCCCCUUUGGCCAUGGACAAGUCACUUAACCUCCCUGCCUCAGUAUCCCUAUCUUGAUAAUGGGUAUAUUUACUUGCCCAUCUCACAGGGUGGAGGAGGAUUAAUCCAUGGGCCAAAUUCUAUGAAUGGAGUUUGGGGAGGGAGUUUAAGUCUCUCAGAAUGUGGCCUACUGUCUGAAAGACAACAGUCCCAGUGUAAGCAUUAAGCAUAUCUGGGCAUGAAACAAACAGUUUUAUGCCAUGUUUAUGAGUCUUGUUUGUUACAAGCCCUGUCCUAGCAGAGUUCAUAAACCCUGUAACAUUAUGAAAACAGGUUUUUAUAAUGGGAAGUGUCAGGCAACUGUAACUCCAACAACCUCUGCAAGUGCAAGACUUGUGUAGCAGAAGGUGCCCUGAGUUUUAGAAGCCACCUUUAGCUUUUUCCUUUUCUCCCCCUCAGAGAAAAAGAGGGAAACGUAAAAUAUAAAUGUGCCCAGUUGAAGUUAGAAAUCCUAGUCUACAGUUUUUAAUGGACCCUACAGGAGUUAACAUCAAUCCCCAUGAGACUUGAGGAGAGUUGGGCUCCUAAGUUUAAACACUCGAAAGAUAAGGGGUACAAUUUUCAAACCUGUCUCAGGGCAGGUCUGCUCUGGAGCUGGGAAGUGUCACUGAGCGUACUUCUACACUGCAGCUGGAGGUGUACUUUCCAGCACAGGCGGAUAUGCAUGUACUAGCUCCGAGCAAGCUAGCAUGCAUAGCCACAGCAGCACGGGCGGGCCACUCAAGUGUAAUCCUAUCUGAGACCAUAGGUACAUACCUGGGUGGCUAGCCCCUACCCCCUGGCCACGCUGCUGUUUUUAGCAUGCUGGCUCGAUCAAAGCUAGCACAGGUACAUCUACCCAAGCCGGAAAGCACACCACCAGCUGCGGUGUAGAUGUACCCUCUGAUUUAGGCGCCCAACUCCCAUUUGCUUUCAAUAGCAAUGUCACAAAGGGUACUGACCCCAGAGCACCCUGGCACAUACGCAGUGUUGCCAGUGUCAAAAGAUCAAAAUGCAUGAGUCGGACCCCCACCCAAAUCAUGAGAUUUUUUUUUUUAAAAAAAUCUUCACCCCCUAUAUUGCAAAUUUUGGGGGGUCUCUUGAUUUUUUUUGAUCUCCCCCACCCAUCCCCAGUGUGUGCGUGUGACAACUAGCCUUGCCCCCUCUCCCAAAUUUAUUGGGCAUGGUGAUUUUGGGCCCCGCUGCGGGAGCGCUUAGCCCCAUAUCUGCCCGUCCCCUGCCCAGCAGCUAAUUCUGCCUGCCACUCCCAUCAGCUCAGCCCCCUGCUCCAUCAGUUCACUUACCCUGCCUCACCUCUGCUCCUCCUGAGCACUUUACCCCCCUCCUGCUCCUGCAGGGGAGUCCACACUCCACCUUCCCAGGCUGGGGGAGGAGCAGCCCCAGGGGGUCUUCAUGCCCCUUCCCAGGUUGGGUGCUGCAGGGAGGGAGGGGAGGAGCAGAGGACCCAUCCCAAGGAGGACUGGAGCUGCACUGUUCUGCUGGGUUCUUUAGCUCCUUCCUCCCCUCCCGUGAGAGUGGCUUUGAGUUGCAAUGAUACUCAGACCUCAGUGGUUCAGCAGCCAAAUUAGCGACCAGCAUUACCCAAAAGAGCCACAGUCGUGUGAAUUCAUGGUUUCAUUUACUAUAGUACUAGAGAUUCAUAUUUACACAGUAU
Molecule: messenger RNA, 8100 nt
Organism: Chelonia mydas (Green sea turtle)
Lineage: Eukaryota; Metazoa; Chordata; Testudines; Cheloniidae
Gene: MAVS
Product: mitochondrial antiviral signaling protein
Exons: 7
Coding region: 228-3089 (953 amino acids)
Source: RefSeq, a predicted model, not a curated record